AUGGCCAGCGUUCAGCAAGGCGAGAAGCAGCUUUUUGAGAAGUUCUGGAGGGGAACCUUCAAAGCGGUGGCCACCCCGCGCCCGGAGAGCAUCAUCGUCGCCAGCAUCACAGCCCGCAAGCCUCUACCACGGGCAGAACCACAGAGCAGUCCCCUAGUCCCAGCCCAGGAUGGAUCUUCAGAAAAGCUGGGCCAGUGUCUGGCCACCCGGGCCUUGGGCACCAACAGCUGGGAGAGAGACAAGGCCUGCCGCCAGCGGGGUCCCAGCAGAGCACGCAGUGUCUCACACACCAGAGAUUUGACCCCACCACCUGCGUCAAGGGGGAAGAAGAAAAAGAAGAAAUCUAUUCGGAAGAAGAGAAGGAGGUCCCCAUCCUAUAGCCCGUCGCCUGUCAAGAAAAAGAAGAAGAAAAGUUCCAAGAAACAUAAACGACGCAGAUCAUUCUCCAAGAAGAGAAGGCACAGCUCCUCUAGCCCCAAAAGCAAACGAAAGGAAGAGAAGAGACACAAGAAACAAUCUCGAAGCCGGCCCCGAAAGUCUCACCGCCACCGCCACCAUCGCUGCCAUUCAAGGUCCCAGAGCUCAGAGUCUCGCUCGUCCAGCUGUGAGAGCAGGCACCGAGGACGGUCCCCCGAGGAAGGGCGGAAGUCCCGACGAAGGCACUCUCGCCGCUGCUCCAAGACCAUCUGUAAGUCCAGUCCGGAGGCCCGGUCCAGCCACCUGCCCAGCCAGCCUCUCCAGAUGCUCAGCUUCCUGUCAGCCAGGGGUGUAAUCACUGGGUCUGAGCCUGCCGCUGACCCCUUUAGCAAAGCAGCCAGCCGGCUUGCCACGUCCCGAGGACGCUCCCAGGAGUACGACUCCGGCAACGAUACCUCCUCGCCACCCUCCACCCAAGCCAGCUCUGCCAGGUCUCAGGGCCCGGAGAAGGGGAGCCCCCAUGGGGGCUUGAGCAAGAGAGGAGACCUCAACGGUGGCGACAGCUCUGAUUCAGGGAACUCCUUCACCACCUCUUCACCCCAGAACAAGGGGGCCAUUUUGGAGAAUCUCUCUCCCACCAGCAGGGGCAGAGAAUCAAGGGGGUUUCAGUCUCCAUGUCCCGAAUGCACUGAGGUGAAGAAGGCCGGCUCGGCGCGGAGUCCCCCGCUGAAGGCGUGCUCUCGCAGCCCUUCCUAUGACAGCACGCGAUCCUCCAGCCACUCUUCCAGAUCCCCUGAUCCCAGGGCCUCCCCCAGGUACUCCCGGAGCCGCUCCACCUCCUCGGAGGAAAGGUCCUACUCACGCUCUCCCAGCUAUUCUUCCAAAUCUGGCAAGAGGAGCCCGCCCAGCAGAAGUUCGCGGUCCCGACGCAGCCCCAGCUACUCACGCUACAGCCCCAGCAGGGAGCGGGACCCCAAAUACUGCGAGAAGGACUCGCAGCAGAGGGAGCGCCAGCGAGCCUGUCGGCGGCGCCGGUCCUACUCACCUAUGAGGAAGCGCCGGAGAGACUCCCCGAGCCACCUGGAGGCUCGAAGGAUUACAAGUGCCCGGAAGCGCCCCAUCCCUUACUACCGGCCCAGCCCCUCGUCGUCCAGCAGCCUCAGCAGCGCCUCCUCCUGGUACAGCAGCGGCAGCAGCCGCGCCGCCAGCCCCAGCCGCUCGCGCAGCCGUAGCCCCAGCCGAAGCCGCAGCCGCAGCCGCAGCAGCCGCAGCCGGACCAGGAGCAGCUCCAGCUCCCGCAGCCCCAGCCUGGGCUCCCGGAGCCGCAGCCGCAGCUACAGCUCGGUGGACAGCUAUUCCAGCACCAGGCGCUAA
Messenger RNA from Perognathus longimembris pacificus (Pacific pocket mouse), 1791 nucleotides. It is a transcript of the gene Srrm4, whose product is annotated as serine/arginine repetitive matrix 4. The record is from RefSeq and is a predicted model, not a curated record. The coding region runs from base 1 to 1791 and encodes 596 amino acids. Gene Ontology annotation, molecular function: mRNA binding. The transcript is spliced from 13 exons. Gene Ontology annotation, cellular component: nucleus. NCBI's taxonomy places the organism in Eukaryota, Metazoa, Chordata, Mammalia, Rodentia, Heteromyidae. Gene Ontology annotation, biological process: neuron maturation; mRNA processing; regulation of RNA splicing.